This is a messenger RNA of Astyanax mexicanus (Mexican tetra), 5598 nucleotides long. It is a transcript of the gene tbc1d2b, whose product is annotated as TBC1 domain family, member 2B. Bases 61 to 2895 code for a protein of 944 amino acids. The record is from RefSeq and is a predicted model, not a curated record. NCBI's taxonomy places the organism in Eukaryota, Metazoa, Chordata, Actinopteri, Characiformes, Acestrorhamphidae. The transcript has 13 exons.
GAGCAGUCAUGUGGAUGGAAAUAGAGAUGUGUAUCCGCUCGGGCUGAAGUUCCGAGAAAGAUGCAGGACGAGGAUGACAACUCUGCAGCUAAUCCGCCCAGAAACUCUCGCGUUUUCUCCGCCAAGUCUGUGGAUGUGGCGGACUGUGAGAGCUCGAGGGAGCAGAGCCCCAAACUCUGCGGCUACCUGAACAAAUUCGCGGGAAAGGGGCCGCUGAAAGGCUUCAGGACGCGCUGGUUCGUGUACGACCCGAGGAAAUGUUACUUAUACUUUUUCAAGACCCCCAAUGACACCCUUCCACUGGGGCACAUCGACAUCGCAGACGCGUGCUUCACCUACGACGUGGAGGGAGAGGAGGGCCAGUUCGAGGUCCACACCGCAGGGAAGGAGUUCCUGCUGAAGGCGCCCAACAAGCAGGUGAUGCACUACUGGCUUCAGCAGCUCCAGCAGAAGCGGUGGGAGUUCAGUAACACGCGAGGAUGCGGAAACAGAGACAGCCUGUUUUCACCCACUGUGCAGUACCCUCACACAGGCCUGGUGGCUAAAGAUGCAGACGCAGUUCUUCUCGAGCAGCCCAAUGAAAACAUGGAGAGCGUCCGCAGUGACUUUGCAGUGGAGGCAGAUGCUAACGGCUUGGUCGGACUGCAGACUGCGCGGAACACGGCGACCCUCAACUUUUCCCUGAAACAGUGGAGCACAGACCUCAGGCACAGCAUGUCGCACUUGCGGCCCAGUCGUGUGGGAGAGAACCGACGCAGUGUGUUUUACACAGCCAGCAAUGAGGAGUGGGAGAUGGUCGACCCGCCUAUGAAAGACACACCAGAGCACAAGCCCCCAGCAGAGAGCCAACGCCGAGAGAGCCCGGCACAUUUUCACAGACAUUCCCUCGGCUCAGCGUUUACGUUCGAUUUCCGGAACCCAUCGCGCAUUAGGCGGCCGUUCGGAUUAAGUAAAACUAGCCGCAGUGGGGAGACGUCGCCGGUGGAGUGUAACGGCAACAAGACCUCGGAGCUGCAGCUGCGCCUGCAGAACCAGCAGGAGGAGCUCCGAGUCAUGCAGGAGGAGCACGUCCGCCUCCAGGAGGAGCUGACCAGUCAGAAGGAGCUGGUCCGGCUCCUCCAGCAGACGCUGCGUAGUUCUCAGUGCGAGCGCUGGCCGGUGGGCGGAUCUGGGCUGGGGGAGAUGGAGGUGGCCGCAGCCGUAGCAGAGCGGGACCAGCAGAUCCAGUCCCUCUGUGGCCACAUGGAGAAGCUGGCCCUGGAGAAGGAAAGCCUGCAGCAGGAGCUGAAGGGCUUGAAGAUUAAAGUUGGGGAGAUUAAUGAUCAGUUAGGCAUGCUGAUGGAGACCAUCCAGGCCAAAGAUGAGGUCAUCAUGAAGUUGUCCCAGCAGAGCCAAGAGGGCGGCACAGAGCUGCCGGAGUGCGGCUCGCCAACUGCCAGAGAACAGCAAGAGGAGAUGGGCAACCUGAGGGACAGUCUUCAGGGAUACAAAUCACAGAAUAAUUUCCUAAACAAAGAAAUUCUUGAGCUGACAGUCUUGCGGAGGAAUGCUGAAGCUAGAGAGAAGGCCUUGGAAGCGAAGUACACCUCUCUAGAAGCUAAGAUGUGUCAGGUGGAGAGUAAGUACCUGGUGCUGCUGCAGGAGGUGAAGACUCCGGUAUGUUCUUCAUCUGAGCAGGGUCCAUCACGAGAUGUCAUAUCCAGACUGCUGGAAGAUGCCCUGUCAGUGGAGAGCUCUGACCAACAGGAGCAUCCCAUUUUCAAACCCCACCCUGUCAGUGAGUAUGACGUGUACGGCUUCAAAACCGUCCCAGAGGAGGAGGAUGAGGAGGAGAAACUUGUAGCCAAAGUGAGAGCUCUGGAGCUGAGGUCCUUCUCACUGACCGAUCAGGAGGUGUCUGUGGGGGUGAAGUGGGAAAACUACCUGGCCAGUACCAUGAACAGAGAGAUGGUCCGCUCUCCAGAACUGAAAGCACUGAUGCGCAGCGGCGUGCCGCACGUGCACCGCAGUAAAGUCUGGAGCUGGUGUGUGAACUUCCACGUGAAGAAGAUCAGGGAGAGCCAGCCUGCAGACUAUUACGAGAAUCUGCUGUGCAUGGCCAGAGACAAGCCUAACCCGGCCUCCAAACAGAUCGAGCUGGAUCUGCUGCGUACUCUCCCCAAUAACAAGCACUAUUCGUCUCCUUCAGCUGAAGGCAUCCAGAAACUCAGGAACGUGCUGCUGGCUUUCGCCUGGAGGAACCCAGAUAUUGGCUACUGCCAGGGGCUCAACAGAUUAGCAGCCAUCGCUCUUCUCUAUCUGGAGCAAGAAGAGGCUUUCUGGUGUCUCAUCACUAUUGUGGAGGUUUUCAUGCCACGGGACUAUUAUACCAAGACACUGCUUGGCUCACAGGUGGACCAGCGUGUGUUUAAGGACCUGAUGAAUGAGAAGCUGCCCAGGCUUCAUGCUCACUUUGAGCAGUAUAAAGUGGACUUCUCUCUCAUCACCUUCAACUGGUUCCUGGUGGUGUUUGUGGACAGUGUGGUCAGUGACAUCCUCUUCAAGAUCUGGGACGCUUUUCUGUAUGAGGGACCCAAGAUAAUAUUUCGAUUUGCUCUUGCACUCUUUAAGUGCAAAGAAGAGGACUUUCUGAAGUUGCAGGACGCCAUGGCUAUUUUUAAGUAUCUGCGAUAUUUCACACAGACAAUCCUGGAUGCAAGGAAGCUGAUGAAUAUGGCCUUUGUGGAUAUGAAUCCCUUCCCCUUGAGGCAGAUCCAGAAUCGGCGCACCUUUCACCUGGAGAAAGUCCGUCUGGAGCUCACCGAGUUGGAGGCCAUUCGUCAGACAUUCUUACGAGAGAGAGAGACAUCUCAAAACGGACGUACACUUAUCAGUGACGAUGAGGAGGACAACUGAAUGGGCACCAAUCAGAUAAUCUGCCAAUCAGCGCCUUAAUUUUACAGUUGCUUUAUACAAUGCAUUUUACAUUUUUUUUCCUUUUUACGUUUAUUGUAAAUGUUAUGGGGAGAAUUUUCUCUUCUGCUCUGAAAACAGUGGCUUGCAUGAACCAAAGAACAUGAAGCAGCCAUUCAUUCCUGAAUUUAUUGUCAUCUUUAGGUCUUUUUUUUUUUUUUUUUUUUUUAACAGUUUUUUUUUUUUUCUUACAAAUCAGUAUUAACAUCCACAUCAGUGUAUUGGCUUUAUGUGUUUGUAUGUGUGUAUGUAUGUACGCAUUCAGGUACCUUCAUACUGUAUCAUGCAGGGCAUGCAGUUCUGGUACACCAGCAUUGCAUGUUGUUUAUUCCAAAUAAGCAGAUAUGGUUUACUGCAAAUUCUUGUAUACAUGGUUCAGAAUAUGUUUAAUGUGCCUUGUUUACUUUUUAUACGGAAUGGCUAAAAUAGCACUGUGUAUUAAGUUGAAUGAAUAAUGUUGUACUUGUGAAAUAUUUCAGGUUUUGCUCAUGCAAAUAUCAUAUCCUUCAUUCAUCUGUCCCUGUUUCUGUAUUCUGAGGCACUUAUAUCACUUUAGAUUAGGGACCUACUCUCUUGGGACAUAUUUUACUUUAGGGAAGCUCACGAUGCUACAGUAUGUAAAACAAGUGGAGCAGUCAGGACUCCUGUCCUCAUGCACAUGAAGUGUCUGAAUGAAGAAAAGUCCUGUCUUCAGUAAUGAGGUGGCACUUAGCUGCUGGAAACAGAUAUUGGACAAUGCAUAUCAUGCAGUCUGUCAGACCCAGCUGCUUAUUUUCUGCUUGAGUGGCAUUCCUUUGUUAGCGAUCUGCUGCAUUUGGACUAGUUUGAGUCCUCGAGUGUCAGGAUUCCACCAUUAUAUCCACUGCUGUUGGUGCCAUGUGUGUUAUCAGCGUGACACCCUGACAUAGCUUUCUAUCAGGACGAUUAAGAUAAUUAACAGUUGUGGCCUAGAAUUUCAGUUUAUUGCUAUGAAUGUGGUCUCAGUUAAAAAAAAAAUAUAUAUAUAUAUAUAUUUUUUUUUCUUUUAUAAAAUUUAUCAAGUUUAAAAUGUGAGUGCAAACUUAUGUUUUGGUACAUUACUCAUGGAAGAAAAGCUGCUGUUGUCACACAAAGACCUGGUUUCUCAAUGUUUAGUGAUAAUUUGAGUCUGGCAGUAAAAUGUUUUCUUUUUUUAUAGUGUUAAAAUUUGAUGUUGAACAGACUAAUAGAAAUGCUUCAAAAUGGUUAGAUCAAGUCUUUUAACAAUUUCUUGAAAUGUAUUGAAAAUAGGCAUCCACCGGCAAAUUAAGUUAUUUGUCAGAAAAAGGCAAAAAAAAAAUCUUUGGAUGUUUGGAAGAAUUGAAAAAUUAGGCUGUUUAAUUUCUGUAAUAUUUUUUUUCGUAAAUAUAUGUACAAAAAAAACAAAAAAAAAUGUAUUUUCUGUGUAGCCCAACAUUUGAUUUUGUUCAGUGAAAAUAAUUAUUGAAAAAAAAAAAAAACACUUUCAGUGUUAGGCCAAAUAAUUCAUUCUGAGCAGUGACCUUUACUUUGAAAAAGAAAGACAAAAGCACAUUUAAAUGCAUUUGUUAAGUUUAUGAAGUGACUAAAAAGUGGCCAAAUAUGUUCAGGUUUCGGCUAAGAAUGUUCAUUUCUGAGCUUUUGAUCAUAUUUUCGAUGUGCAUAAGUUUUUUGUGUGACUGCAACUACAGUAUGUGGUUUUUUUUUUUUAGUUGUUGUGCAGGGAGCAGCAGUACUGUUUGUAAUAAUAAUCUGUAAUCUAACUUUGAUCAUGUGCAAUGCUGAUUAGCAUUCCAUCUAUUAUGCAUGUUUCUUGCUUUCAGAUUAGCUUUUAAUGCUUCAGAAAAUGGAAUUGAAAUGCAAGGGUCCAUUUGAUGAGGGACAUGGAAUGUUAAACAGUUUUGGACUUUAAUUGUGCAAAUUACAUUGCAUUUUGUGACCUGGUGUGUUUAGUUGUAUUGGGAAUACAGCAUUCCCAGUCUAUGUUUGUGUCCAGACACAUCAACAUGUCUUUGUUUACUUUUUAAUUACGGUUUAAUCAUUUUUUCCUUUUUACACCAGAAACCUUCUUUAAAGCCUGUGGAUUUCUGGCUUAUGUACGAACAGUUCUUAUUUACACGUCCCCUCAAUUGACUAAUAAUCCAAAACUGUGAAUUUUCUCAUUGAGAGCUGGUCUUUCAAAUAUGUACAACAAAAAUGUGUUCAGAUCUUAAGUCUAAAUCAAUGUACUUGUGAUUAGUGCUGUAAUACAUACACUUCAUUGCUGCAUUCCCAUCACUGCAAUAUUUACUUUUCUGAAGGGUGUCCCUUUGACAUUUGCUUAAUGCAACUGUAAAUUCUGUAUCUAUGCUUUUGCAUAUCUCUCUAUAUAUGAACUGCAUGCAGAUCUUUGUUUAUUAUGUAACGUAUUUUUUUCAGCAUUAUCUAGCUCUAUUUUUUUCUGCGUUUAAAUGAAUAAGCUAGCAUAUAAAUUUGCAUUGCUCACCAAUGCACCGAUGCAACAUGUAAUGCCUCUAUUCUUGUAUGUCGUACGUCAUUUAUAAAUCAUGUAAUACAUUGAAUUUGACCAAAAUUUUGUACUUGUUCAUGGUGUAAUCAUCAAUCACUUCACUUAAGUGGCAUGAUCGUCCAAUAAAUUGCCUUUGCAUA